GCCACUUCUAAGCUGCCAGGGGUCUCCCCAGGUCGGCAGGAGCCCGUAAAGGACGUGAGGGCAGUCCCUCCAGCGAGCGCCACAAACGACAGCGGCUCUGACCGGCACUCUCCCAGCAUCACCCACUGUCGGCAUAGCAGUGCCGGCAGCAGCAUCACGGGUGUCUUGGCAACAAGCCGGGCGGAAGUGAUGCAGACUGGCUCGAUGGGCGCCUGCUCGGCCCCGGCCACCUCUUCGAGCGCCUCCGUCUCCCCCUCCCCUUCCCCAAGGCCCGCGAAUCCCGGCCACCUCUCCCCCGCUCUCUCGUCCUUGGCCAUCACUCCCGCGUCCCCUUGCUCCACCGCCAGGAAGGUGCUGGCGACACGUCCUUCCUUCUCUCCCCAGACUCUCAGCCCCUCCUUUUUGAUGGCGGCAGUGGCGAAAGGGAGGGGCCAGGGAAGCGGAGAGUCUGAGACGGGGGAGAGCGCCGAGAGCCUCCGACCUGACGCGCCUCAGGUGAAACCGCCGGUGCGACAGGAGGAGGUUGAGGCACGAGGGAAAGCCCCGGCUUCGGUGGGGAAGGAGAAGGUGCUCAGGGCCAUGGAUGUGGUCGGGCGGCAUGAUCCGGGCCAGGCGGGGACGGAGGGGUUGCUCUCAGGAGGGACGGAGGAGAAGGGGGUGGAGCGGGCGAGCUCGGCGCGUCGAGAGAAGGAUUUUAUCGACAAAGGAGGGCGGGAAACGGGGAGAGAGGCCAAGGAACAGGACACAGGGCCGUGCGAGGUUGCUGUGCUAGCUCCCUCUGCUCCUGCGAGGGGGCGGGGGCGCGCUUCGCCCCCGUCGGGUCUCGGGGACCUGGAAAGCCCGUCCAGGGUGGGAAAAGGGGAGGCGCUGGAGGCGGGGGGCGAGCAGUCGUGCGAGCGCCCGAGAUAUGCAAAGGGAGGGUGCGAGGACGCCGAGGCCGGGCAUGCGCCGGCGUCGGAGGCGCAGGAAGCGGGGCAGGCGCUAGAGGCGUUGGAAGAGGAGUGCCGCUCUCUCUCGGUGCGCCUGCAAGCGGCCCACAAGGGAGCUCAGAUCCUGGGAGAGGAGGCCGCGCGGGCCAACGAAGAGCUCGGGCGUCGGACAGAGCUCCUGCAAAACCUGGAAGCUCACGCUAACGAACGCGAGGCGGAGCUCCAAGAGCUGCGGGCGGCCCUGAGAGGGGCAGAGGCGGGCAGGGAGGACGCGGAGCAGCAGCAGGGAGUGUGGGAGGAGAGGUGCCGGCGGACGGAGGGCGUUCUGGGCCUGGUACUCGAGCGGGAGAAGCGGCUUAUGCGCGAGAAGCUGGAGCUGAGGGAGGAAAUGACCGAGAUCCGGCGGCGGGCUUAUGAGUAUGAGCGGAUGGCGGGCCUCCCCCCAAGCCAACCAUUCGCCCGCGGAUGA
Molecule: messenger RNA, 1398 nt
Organism: Nannochloropsis gaditana CCMP526
Exons: 4
Source: RefSeq, a predicted model, not a curated record